UAGACUUAUGACGUUAUUUGAUGACGGGCCACCCCUACCCCUCAGCGUCAACGGCUCCACAAUAGUACUCUCGGGGAACGGCACGGCAUUCCUACUCAGCGCUAACGGCACCCUAUCAUCUCUACUAUCAGCCACCAAAGGCGACACCACAUCGCCCACCACCACAACCACCACCACCACACUGGCCCUACCCCCACAGCCCCCUAUGAAACCCGUCGUGUACUCCAAGUGCGACAACUCGCACUGCACGGCGCCUACACCUAACAAACUGAACGUACACCUCGUGCCCCACACACACGACGACGUGGGUUGGCUGAAAACGGUCGACCAGUACUACUACGGCUCGAACAGCGCCCACCAAAAAGCGGGCGUUCAGUACAUCAUCGACUCGAUGGUCCAGUCGUUGCUUAGGAACGAGAGCCGGAGGUUUAUAUACGUGGAAACGGCUUUUUUCUGGAAGUGGUGGAGGGAUCAGGACGAGGAGCACCGGGAGGCGGUCAGGACGCUGGUGAACGGCGGGCGCCUGGAGUUCAUUAAUGGCGGUUGGGUUAUGAAUGACGAGGCGACCGCCCACUACUCCGGUAUUGUCGAUCAGAUGACGUGGGGGCACAGGAGGUUGCAGGAUAAUAUAGGUGGGUGUGGUCAAUGUGUCGUACCCCGGAUCGGGUGGCAAAUCGACCCGUUCGGGCACAGCCGAGAACAGGCCAACCUAUUCGCGCAGUUCGGGUUCGACGGCCUGUUCUUCGCCCGACUCGACUACGAGGACCAGAAGCUCAGGUCCGCCGAAAAGCGGAUGGAGUUUAUAUGGCAGGCGUCCGACGACUUCGGCCGCACGUCCGACAUAUGGGCGCACGCGAUGGCCGGCUCCCUGUACGGACCCCCUACGGGGUUCAACUGGGAUGUGCCCGAUGGUGGGGACGAACCCAUUAUCGAUGAUAGGGAGUCCGAGGAUUAUAACGUGGAUAAGAUUGUCGAUAAGUUCCUCAACUAUAUUAAGCCGUAUGCCGCCAAUUACGCCACUAAUCACCUACUAAUCCCCAUGGGCAUGGACUUCAACUUUCAGUCGGCAAACGCGUGGUUCACAAACAUGGACAAGCUCAUAAAGUUCGUGAACGCCCGACAAGUAAACGGGUCCAACAUCAACGUAUUCUACUCGACCCCCACGUGCUACCUGGCCGCUGUCCACCAGUCCAACCACACACUCACCUACAAGUCGGACGACUUUUUCCCCUACGCCUCGGACGCCCACACCUACUGGUCGGGCUAUUUCACCAGUAGGCCGGCCCUAAAACGCUACGAAAGGGCGAGCAAUAACUUCCUGCAAGCGUGCAAACAGUUGGACGUAUUGGCCCUAUUGGGGGGUCAGUACGACAAGGAGGUGACAGCCCUCCGGGAAUGGCAGGCCGUUAUGCAACACCACGACGCCAUCACCGGUACAGAGAAGCAACACGUGGCCAACAAUUACGCCCUAAAACUCUAUAAGUCGAUCGAGAAGUGCCAGUCCGUGGUGGAGGUGGCCGUCCGGAAGUUGACACUCAAACAGCCGGCGCUCAAAGAUCCCACUAAUUUAGGGGAACUGCUAUUUUGCCAGCAGUUGAAUGUGAGCGCCUGUAUCCACACGGAGGCUAACCAUUCGCUGGCGGUUACGGUGUAUAACCCGUACGGACAGCCAGUGCGACACAUAUUAAGACUGCCGGUGACCCAUAGGAACUAUGCGGUGUCGGACCCCCAGGGAAUGCCUGUCCAGUCAUACGCGUUUCUAAUACCUGCGCCGGUAUUAGCACUGAAGGAACGGGCGUUGAGUCGAGCCGUCGAAGAACUGGUGUUUGAGACUAAACUACCGGCGCUCGGGUUCGCCACAUAUAUACUUAAGUACCAAAACGGUAGCGAAACAAAUAGCACCGGUAGCGUCGCCACUAACUUUACUAGUUUGCCACCAGUCGUACCAGUAUCUCGCAAAGUGGACAAAGAGUUUUCGGUACAAACCAAGAGUUUUAACGUGCAUUUCGAUGGGAACGGUAGCCUAAAGGCUAUACAAAUCCGCGCCACGGGACAGGUGGUAGACGUACGCCAGGACUUUGGUUACUACAGGUCCUUCGUGGGCAAUAACUAUGGCACCAACCGGGCGUCGGGCGCCUACGUGUUCCGGCCCUCAGAACAGGAGGCCGUCCUAUUCGCCCGGAGCAACAUAAUUGCCCACAUCGUCGACACGCCUGUCCUCACGGAAGUCCACCAAAAAGUCGGCGACUGGAUGUCCCAAACGGUGCGCAUCGACCCCCUGUCGGACGCCAUUGAGUAUGACUACCAGUGCGGACCCAUACCCCCGGACGAGGGCAAAGAGGUAGUCAUCCGGUGGUCGACUAACAUGACUACGGGAGGCGUGUUUUACACCGACUCUAACGGGCGACAAAUGAUGCAACGGCGCCGGGACUACAGGCCUACCUAUAACCUGACGGUCACGGAACCGGUGUCCGGGAACUACUACCCCGUGACCUCACGUAUAGCUAUUAGAGACGAUCGAAACGACCUACAGAUGACUGUGUUGAACGACAGGGCACAGGGAGGUACCGGCUAUCGGGAGGGUCAGAUCGAGGUAAUGGUGCACAGGAGGUGUCUAGUAGACGACGGUAUGGGUGUAGUGGAGGCGUUGAACGAGGGAGGGGUCGAUGGGAAGGGACUCGAAAUCAGAGGCAAACUAUGGCUACAGUUGUCGAGCAUAGCCGGUGCCGCCGAACAGCACCGGGAUAUGGCUCAGAGGCUAUACAUGGAGCCGGUGGUGACGUUUAGGCGGUGCUCAUCACUGGACGAGUACGCCAAAGAGCACCGGAUGGAGUACUCGGCCCUACGGGCGCCGUUACCCAAGAACAUACACCUCAUGACUCUGGAGCAGUGGAUGGACACGACUUUCCUGUUACGGUUGGAGCACUUCUACCAGUGGAAUGAGUCCCUAAGCCUGAGCCUACCGGUGCGAGUGGAGCUCCGGGACCUGUUUCGGGCGUUUGUUGUGACGGAGGCACUGGAGACCACACUGAGUGCUACGGAAAAUAUAUUGGCCGCCCGUAGGCUACACUUCUGGGACGCCAACGCUAACAACCGGAAUACCAGUGCCGUAUCGGAUAGGUUUGAGCCCAAACGCCAUGAGCUGAACGGCACCGACCUAUCCGUGACUAUCAAUCCGAUGGAAAUCCGCACGUUUAUCAUUAGGACUAAACCCACGGGUGAU
Oppiella nova is the source of this 3223-nucleotide messenger RNA. The record is from the annotation of a GenBank genome assembly. NCBI's taxonomy places the organism in Eukaryota, Metazoa, Arthropoda, Arachnida, Sarcoptiformes, Oppiidae.